This is a messenger RNA of Oryzias melastigma (Indian medaka), 2808 nucleotides long. It is a transcript of the gene faap100, whose product is annotated as FA core complex associated protein 100. The record is from RefSeq and is a predicted model, not a curated record. Gene Ontology annotation, cellular component: Fanconi anaemia nuclear complex; nucleoplasm. NCBI's taxonomy places the organism in Eukaryota, Metazoa, Chordata, Actinopteri, Beloniformes, Adrianichthyidae. The transcript has 8 exons. Gene Ontology annotation, biological process: interstrand cross-link repair. Bases 252 to 2702 code for a protein of 816 amino acids.
UUAAGUAGUGCAAAAAUAACGAUAUUAAUAAAGAAAAAUAAAAAAUAAGCGUUUCCGGUUUUCCAUUUCCGGUGUUGAUGGGUAAUGUAGUUUGCAAUUUGUCAACUUUUUAAGCCCUCCUACUCAAACAAUGGCGCGUGAAACUUAUGUUUGCUAAUACGGUGUCCCUCUUAACCUAUUUUAAAAAUGUAUUAUCAGAUUUUUUUUAUUCGUGGACUUAAAGCGACGCUUUAGUCUCGCAGUUUGUUGAGAUGGAAGGACGCUGUGCUGUUGACACCUGGACUGAGUUUGGCUUUUUGAGAGCAUCAAGCACCCCGAAAGUGAAGCUCGUGUUUGGGACGCAUGUCAUCUGCACUGGAGAUGAAGAAGUCUAUGUUUUUAGUGUCCAGGAGAAGAAUAUCACGGCUGUUCUCCAGUUUCCAGAAGAAGUGGUUGAUCUGAUUGAGAGCCACAACAAACAUCUUCUGAUUGCAUGCAGCAGUGGAGUGUAUUGUGUUGAUUUGCAGCCUCUGUUAGUCAGCUCCUCAGCAGACGCGUCCUCCGGUCCAGCUGAGCUGAAAAUCUCCUCAGAGUUCUGUGUGCUUGGCGGUCAUGGUCUGUCGUCGCUGCUCCUGGUCGGCUCUACACUCCUCACUCUCGGCCAGAGAAACACAUCCUGGAUGCUGACUUUGUACAAACUCCCACAACCAGAACAGCCCAGCAGCUACGAGAUGCUCGGCUCCUUCAGCCUGCCGCUGCUCUCACCGGUUCUACUGGACAGAACCGAGACAGAACAGACGAGGAGGUCUCUGCUGAUCUGCCUCCACUCUGGUUCACCUCCUGCCUCUAAUGAUUCAUAUUUAACACAUGGACAGUUCGGCAUUCAACCUGUCCUCUUUAAGCUUUUGUUUGGAGUCGAUGCUGCUCUUGCCAGAUCACCGGUUCUACUUUGGGGCCUGCCAGACGGACGGCUGUGUUUCCUCCCUCUGCACCUCCCAGGAUCUCAGAUUCGAGUUCUGCACAGCCUCGAGCAGCCUGUGGCGUUCGUUGGUGCGUCGGUUGUUGGGGAGACGGAUCCAGGGCUGGCGCAGUGUUUGGUGGUUGUUGGGGAGAGAGGCAGGGUGGUUCUGAUUAGGACGGACAGGAGCGGGUCAGAGACGGGCGGCAGUACCGCUGGAUUUGCCGAGCGGUGCGUGCCAGGGCCCGUGAAGUGUUGCAGCGUGGAUAACAACUGUCUGUACUACAGCACCGGGUCAGACCUGCUCAGAUUAAAUCUGCUUGGAUCCUCUGGAAGAGAGGAUGGGGCGGUCCAAAUGCCCACCACUCUAAACGUGUGCAGAAUCAUCGCCUUGGUUGCACCAACGUGCAAUCCUGAAGGUGGAGCUCAGCUGAUUGGACUCUCUGACAGAGGGAAGCUCUCAGGGAUUAAACUACCUGUCGGGGAACAGGAAGUGGGAUUUUAUCAACUUCCUGCCACACAAGUUGGCCGCAGUGUGAAGGACCUUCUGUCCGCCAUAGGAGACAUUUGCGAAAGAGCGUCUGCACUGAAAACAGUCAUCAAAUCCCAAAACGUCUCUCUCAAGCGGUUGAAUCAGGUUGUCAACAUUUGUCUUUUGCUGAAAUCUGCUGCAAACACCGACGAGCAUCGUCCAAUCAAAGAGAAGCCGAUCAGAUGUUGUGCCACAGCCGAGUGGAGCAGAUUGCUUCUAAAGGACUCUCUGAAUCUCACAUGUGUCCUGGAGAACUCAAGUCCUUACACCCUGGAGCGAGGAUGGACUCUAUGCAUCACUGUCUCCCCUCUGUCUUGUUCACCUGGAGAAGGUGACGAAACGUCCUCAACGUUUGCUUUCCCGGUAAUCAAUCUUUCUCCAGGAGGGGCGUUGGAGGUGUCCGUGCCAGUCGCAGCCGCAGGUGACGCCGCCUUCCCCUUGACCGUGAACUGUUGGCUUGUCUUCUCCCUCUUGAGUGUCCUGGAAGAGGAGGAUCUGGAGAGCUUGCAGAGCCGCCAUUUCACCUUCCCGUUAAAUUCCCUGACCGUGGACUGGUUGCACAUUUUGCGAGAGAUCGGUCCCACGGUGUCGCAGAAGUCACAAGGGUCAACUACCGAUGCCAUCGAGGAGUUUGUCAGCUCACGCCGGAUUGAUGGUCACAAAGGCGCAAACGGAGGCAGAGAGAAUGCCACCGUGUACUCUACAAGUGUUCGGGUGUCGCCAGAGAUACUGAGGGACACGCUGAAGACCGAACGGUUCGGUUUGGGCACCAGUGACCUCCAUCUGUCUCUUCUCAACUGGCUGUUUGAGAGUCACGGAGGAGUGAAGAUGGGACGUAGAGGAGAUCAGGAUGGCAUGAGGAGCUCAGAGGUUCACGCACGUUCUCCUAACGAAGCCACAGUCAAGCUGAGCGUCAAAGAGGUGAACGAGGAGAACUCUGGGAAGGAAGCUCACGUAGAAGUUCAGAUUGAGAGCUCGUCUGUAGCGGCGGUGUGUGGACUGCAUCACGCUGUGCUGCGGCGGAUGCAGAGUUUGUUGGUGAUGGUUCCCAUGGAAACAGCUGCUGCCAAAAAGAUCCAGAUCUCAGAUUUAAAAUUAGCUCUUCAAAGGGCUGAGAUUCAGCAGAGUGGAAUCUCGGACGCUCUCGGCUCAGACGUGUCCUCCGCUCAGAUGAACUCCGUCCUGCUGGACGUUUACCAGAAGCUCAGAGAAAACCGUCUCCUCAUGAUUUAACAAGCUGACCUCUGUAACCUGCAGCUCAGAUCGAUCCACGACUGUUAUGACUGUUGAUCCACUUUAAAGUCAUAUUUUAUGGCUGAAACAAUAAAAAAAUGUACAA